AAGUAUUCUUCGAUCCCCUGUCUGAUUUGCGAGGUGGACGCAUUGGAUUUCUACAUCUCCGUUACGCUUCCGAAUCACUAACUCCAACUGGGAACGCAACUACUACUGACAUUUGCUCAACUCUUUGGUGAUCAUCAACCUCCAGAAAGGAAAUACAAUUAAAACCAGGAAAUAAUACUAUAUACGCGAUAUGGCUUCUCCGGUUCCCCGCGGCCUUCGUCAGGUCCUCCAGAAAUCUCCUUCAGAUAUCGUUAUCCUCUCCGCACUCCGCACUCCCGUUACUCGCGCAAAGAAGGGCGGAUUCAAGGAUGCUUACCCGGAAGAGCUUCUGGCCCAUGUGCUGAAAGCAACCCUGGAGGCAAACCCCAACCUUGACCCCGCCGUGAUUGAAGAUGUCGCGAUUGGCUCCGUGCUCCAGGAAUUGGGUGGUGCCAAAGCCGGCCGUAUGGCCCAGAUUCACGCCGGGUUCCCGCACAGCGUUCCCUUCCACACCAUCAACAGACAAUGUUCGUCCGGUCUCGCGGCUAUUUCGACCAUCGGAAACGGCAUUCGCGCAGGUGCGCUGAAUGUCGGUAUUGGCGGAGGAAUGGAAUCCAUGACCCGUAACUACGGAUCCCGCGCCAUCCCUACUGUCCUGUGGCCGGAGCUCAAGGAAUCCCCAUCCCAGGAUUCUCGGGACUGCAUCAUGCCCAUGGGUCUCACCUCCGAGAAUGUUGCUUCUCGCUACGGCAUCAGCAGGGCGGACCAGGAUGUCUUUGCUGCCAACUCCCACAAAAAGGCCGCCGCCGCCCAGGCCGCCGGGUUGUUCGAUGCCGAAAUCGUCCCCGUCAAGACUCUCUCCUACGAUCCCGAGAACCCAGAGGCGGCCCCCAAGGAGGUCACCGUCGCUAGGGAUGAUGGGAUCCGUGCCAAUAUCUCCGUCGAGAAGAUGGCGUCCCUGAAGCCCGCCUUCUCCCCCACGGGAGCCAGCACGGCAGGAAACAGCUCCCAGGUCAGCGACGGCGCUGCUGCAACCCUGCUGAUGCGCCGUUCUACCGCCACCGAACUCGGCCUGACUUCCUCCAUCAAGGCUCGCUGGGUUGGCACCGCGGUUGCCGGAUGCGCCCCCGAUGAGAUGGGCGUUGGUCCCGCCGUUGCCAUCCCCAAGCUGCUUGAGCUCCUCGGCGUCGAGGUCGCCGACGUUGGAAUCUGGGAACUCAACGAAGCCUUUGCCUCGCAGGCUCUGUACUGCGCUCGUCAGCUAGGCAUUGACGAGGCCAAGAUUAACCCCAAGGGUGGUGCCAUUGCGAUCGGCCAUCCUCUUGGUGCUACUGGUGCUAGACAGGUCGCGACUCUUCUCCCCGAGCUUGAGCGUACGGGCCAGGAGAUUGGUGUUGUUAGCAUGUGUAUUGGAACCGGUAUGGGCAUGGCCGGCAUGUUCGUUCGCGAGUAAAAAAAAAAACCACAAAAUUAUGGUUCUCUUUUCUGCAUGAUACUUUUAGCGUACACCGCAUUGUAUAUACACAAUUUGAUACAUACAUAUAUAC
Messenger RNA from Aspergillus ochraceoroseus IBT 24754, 1526 nucleotides. RefSeq names its product thiolase family protein. Gene Ontology annotation, molecular function: acetyl-CoA C-acyltransferase activity. NCBI's taxonomy places the organism in Eukaryota, Fungi, Ascomycota, Eurotiomycetes, Eurotiales, Aspergillaceae. The transcript has a single exon. Gene Ontology annotation, cellular component: peroxisome. The coding region runs from base 191 to 1432 and encodes 413 amino acids. Gene Ontology annotation, biological process: fatty acid beta-oxidation; phenylacetate catabolic process. The record is from RefSeq and is a predicted model, not a curated record.